AUGGCGGAGGAGACCCCGCGGGAAGACGCGGCGGAGACCACCUACAUCGCCCUCACCGCCCGGCUCGAGGAACAGUACAUCGAGAACCUCGCCUUCAUCGAGGCACGCGGCGGGAUAGGAGAAAACGGCUGGGGGGUCCGGGACGCCUUCCUCGACGCGGCCGACGCGGUCGCCCGCCUGAGCCCGGAUCAGCUCGCCGCGCGCGUCGCCGUCGCGCGCGCGCGGGCCGCGGCGCCCGCGCCCGCGCCGGCCGCCGCGUCGCCGGCCUUUGGCGUGCCCCCGGUAUCUGGCCGCUUUCGCGGGCUGGGAACCGCAUGGGGGCCGCGCGCGCCCGCGCCCGUCGGGGGCCAGCGCCCGUUCGCGCCGCGGCCCGUCGCUCCGCGGGCGGCGCCGGCGCCGUUCGUGCCCCAGAUCAGCUGUUCGCAGCCCGGCGUCACGGUGUCGGUCAGCCUCUGGCUCCCCGACGUCGCGCACGUCGACGUCGUCGUUCAAAGCCUCAUCCGGGGGGACGAGGCCAUGGUCGCCCUCCGUUUGACGAGCGGCGCGGUGCGGCGCUUCGGCCUCCGGCUCAGCGGCGCCCCCGCCCGGGCCUACGGCCAAGCGAAUCCCGGUCCCUCAACGCUCGUCACGAUCACAUUCGUCAAGCAGCGCCGCGAGAUCGCCUGGCCGGAACCGCUCGCCGUGGUCAUCCCGCACGACGGAGCAUCUCAUCCGCGGACCGCCGAUGAGAUGCUCGCCGAGGCCAUGGCGCCCGCGCCCGCGCCCGCGCCGGCCGCGCCGCCGCCCCCCGGCCGCGGCAAGGACAUCGCCGCGCUCAGGCGGUCCAUCUCGGCCGCCGACGACGUCGAGGUCCUGCCGCCGCCGGCGCCGGCGCCGGCCCCGCCGCGGACGCCGGGCGCGCCGGCGCCCGCGCCGACGCUCGUCGUCACGCCCGCGGCGCCCGCGCCCGCGCCGGCGGACGAUGAUGAUGGUGUUGAAAUGCACGUCAUGACGCCGGAGAUGCUUAAAAAAAGACGCUUCGACGAGGCCAUCGCCAACGGCGAGGUCAUCGAGAUUCCCUCCGACGACGACGAGGCGCCCCAGGUCGCGCCGGACGCGGCGACGCAGGCUAGGCUCGACGCGGCCGCGGAGCAGCGGCGCCAGAUCGAAGAACGGAAGCGGCAACGCACGGAGAGCGCCUUCACCGAGGCCCGCGUGGCGCAGUACAUCCGAGACCACCGCUUCUUCCCCGUGAGCACGCUGACGGCGAAAUGUAGGGCAGCCGGGCUCAAGGUCAGCGGCAAGAAGAACGAGCUCGUCGCGCGCCUGGCGCUGUGGCACGGGUUGCGGAUCUUCGACGGCCCGCGGACGCGGCGCCACCGCGACCGCGUGGCGCGCCUCGCGGACGACCUGGACCGGUUUUUGGCCGCGCAUCCGGCGCCGGGGGACGAGGGGCGGGGCUACUAUCCGAUGCCGGGGCCGUAUGGUAUGGCGGCAGAUUACUAAGCUUGUAUCACUAGG
Pelagomonas calceolata is the source of this 1500-nucleotide messenger RNA. NCBI's taxonomy places the organism in Eukaryota, Pelagophyceae, Pelagomonadales, Pelagomonadaceae. The record is from the annotation of a GenBank genome assembly.